This is a messenger RNA of Trichoderma harzianum CBS 226.95, 499 nucleotides long. RefSeq lists its product as hypothetical. The coding region runs from base 83 to 397 and encodes 104 amino acids. The transcript has a single exon. Lineage: Eukaryota; Fungi; Ascomycota; Sordariomycetes; Hypocreales; Hypocreaceae. The record is from RefSeq and is a predicted model, not a curated record.
CCUGCAUCAUCCCAGACCAUGCUGUGGACUGCUGUGCCACUCCCUAGGGGGACCGUUGGACAGAUUCCCUGAUGUCAUCUGGAUGUCUCAGUCUAUCGUGACGUGCUGCGGUUCGCAUCCUGCCUGCUGCUGCCUUGUUGCCCUGCCCUUCCAGCGUCGCCUUCGAUCUCCCAGAAGCAGAAGCAAACGAGAUAGAGUGGUGACCAGCCCUGAGCUCAUGAGGCGGUGUUGCUGGCUACAAGAACGCCUCGGGGGCUGGCACCACCUGACUUUGGCCCUUGUGCUAGAUAGCCUCACAGGGCCCCAGAGCGCGCCAUGGCCCGUUUGGGGAGCCACGGAAUUAGAGGCCGCAAGCCUCGUGCCCACCGUUGGCUGCCAGGGGUCAGGCGGCUCUUGAUGCCCGGGUACCUGGCCCAGGGUGACGUCGACGGGCAGACGGCCGGUACCGCGCUACCAUGCUUAGCUGUCCGUCCGCAAGGCUUUUCGACCCCAGAGCUGG